AUGGCAAUCUGCCACAAGGCCAGCACUAUUUUCGAUGAUCUGAUUGCCCAGGCCGAAGAUGACGGAGGAGAAGGGACAUCAGUGGCAACCCCAGACGUCAAGGCUUCUCGUGGGUGGUUUGAUAAAUUCCAUAAACGGACUGGUAUCCAUUCGGUGGUGCGGCAUGGGGAGGCGGCCAGCUCAGACACGAAAGCAGCCGAAGCCUUUAGUAAGACGUUUGAUGAGAUGGUGAUCAAGGAAGGCUACAGUUCUCGGCAAGUCUUCAACUGUGAUGAGACUUCAAGGGAUUCAACUUGUAGUUAUUAUGUGUAUUCUCCCACCGCUUUGGAAGUUGUUUUUCCAAUCCUGAUUGUGGGAUAUUUAUUUCAGAUUGAAGGACUUCUAGAUGAAGAAGAUUUUAGGCUUCAUGUGAAAAGAGAAGAGUUUGAAGAGCUUUGUGUUGAUGUUUUUGACCGUGUUAAGGGGCCAGUUGAUUCAGCACUUAUAUCAUCUGGAAUGGAUAUUUCUGCAAUAGAUCAGUUCAUUAUAGUUGGAGGUGCUACAAGAAUCCCCAAGAUACAAAUGAUGCUACAAGAUAUUUGGGGCCAUGAACUUGGGAAGAACAUAAAUGCUGAUGAGGCUGCAGCAAUGGGUGCAGUAUACAGAGCUGCAGACUUAGGACAAGGAUUCAAAGUAAAAAAGUUUCAUGUUAAGGAAGCUGCCUUGUUUCCAGUUGAGGUAGAUUUUGACCGUCAGAUUGAGAAUGAGGAUGGAUCUAAAGCAAUUAAAACUGUUAAGCGCUCCUUAUUUGCCCUAGGAAAUGGGUAUCCACAGAAGAAAGUAAUGACUUUUAAUAAACAUACAACGGACUUCAGUUUUUACGUUAAUUAUGGUGAUCUUGAUCAUCUUCCUAAAAAUGAAAAAAUGGCUGCAGAUGCAAAUAAUAUAACACAUGUUAUUGUGUCUGGUGUAACAUCUGCAUUUCAGAAGCAUCUCCAGGAAGGUAGUGAGCCCAAAGGUAUCAAGGCUCACUUCAAUAUGGAUGACUCUGGUGUCCUAAGCUUAGGUGCUAUGGAAGCAGUUUUUGAAAAGAGCAUUCUGGUUGAGGAAAAUAAACCUAAGGAAGAAGAAUCAACUUUAUCUAAACUUGGAAGCACUAUAAGUAAACUUUUUUCAGGAUCAGAAGAUGAAAAGCUCAAAAGCAACAAGACAGAAGAGAACAAUGAAAAACCUCAUGGAGAUGGGAAUGAAAAAGAAGAGAAGGAAGUAACUCAAGACGAAAGGAAAGUAGAAGAGAAGGUGAAGGAGGAAACAGAAAAGGAGCUGAAACCAAAGUUAAUAAUGGUUAAAGAGGACUUAAAUUUCACAGUAAAGUACUUAGAUGUACUCAAUUUGAGUCCAGAAAAUCUCAAGCUCUCCAAAAAGAAGUUGACUGAUAUAAAUGCUGCCGAAAGAGCAAGGAAUGAAAAGGCUGCUGCUCGUAACACCUUAGAGAGUUACAUUCUGGAUGCUCAGGAGAAGCUGUGGCAAGAGGAGUUUGAAAAGGCUUCAACAGAAGAGCAGCGCACUGUUGUUCGAGAAUUAUGUACUCAAGUAAGUAUUAAUUUUUAUUGUAUGGUACAAUCAUUUGUUGAAAAGUCAGAUUAUACAUCUAUUAGUAAAAUUUCCAUUUUGUAUUUUCAGUCUAUGUUUAAAUCAAGGGGAUGGCGAUAUAAUUGAUGAAAUUAAAGUUAA
Macrobrachium nipponense is the source of this 1713-nucleotide messenger RNA. Its product is annotated as hypoxia up-regulated protein 1-like. Gene Ontology annotation, cellular component: endoplasmic reticulum chaperone complex. NCBI's taxonomy places the organism in Eukaryota, Metazoa, Arthropoda, Malacostraca, Decapoda, Palaemonidae. Gene Ontology annotation, biological process: endoplasmic reticulum unfolded protein response. The transcript is spliced from 8 exons. Gene Ontology annotation, molecular function: ATP-dependent protein folding chaperone; ATP binding. The coding region runs from base 1 to 1698 and encodes 565 amino acids. The record is from RefSeq and is a predicted model, not a curated record.